This is a messenger RNA of Cornus florida, 582 nucleotides long. Its product is annotated as F-box protein At3g49450-like. The record is from RefSeq and is a predicted model, not a curated record. Gene Ontology annotation, molecular function: protein binding. The transcript has a single exon. Bases 1 to 582 code for a protein of 193 amino acids. Lineage: Eukaryota; Viridiplantae; Streptophyta; Magnoliopsida; Cornales; Cornaceae.
AUGAUACUUCAUUGUCGCAAUUGGAAUAAAAAGAAUCGCCUUUGUGCUCCUUAUUCGAAUAAUGGGCUUUUUUCCGAUGAUGUGUUGAUUGAGGUACUGUGUCGAUUGCCGGAAAAGCCUCUGAUUAGGUUCAAAUGUGUAUGCAAAUCAUGGGAUUAUAUAAUCUCUGUGUUUUGCUCUCUUCCUCUCUGUGGCUUUUUCUUCCGUACUUAUGCUUUCCCACCUCGUAUGCCCCUUGUAACCACAAAGGCGAGCAACCAAUCACGGGAUGCAUUUUUCCGUAAUUUGAGGCGCUUUGACAACGAACAGCUCAUUGAUAAUGUUUUUGUAGAAGACAACUGUGCCAUUAGUGGUGGUGGUGGAGGAUUUGUUGAUUCUGAAUUUUUGGCUAACUUACCAUUCCAAACGACUAAUGCAAAUGACUUUCUUGACAGUUACAAUGGCUUGUUUUUGUUCUUCAAUGCCUCUGAUUACCGGUACUAUGUGUGCAACCCUGUGGUGAGGCAAUAUGUGCUGAUUCCCAAAGCCCGCAGCAACCGACAGCAUCAUAUCUAUGCAACAUUGGCUUUUAACCCCUCCUAG